Molecule: messenger RNA, 1104 nt
Organism: Mya arenaria
Lineage: Eukaryota; Metazoa; Mollusca; Bivalvia; Myida; Myidae
Product: DNA-directed RNA polymerase II subunit RPB1-like
Exons: 1
Coding region: 1-1104 (367 amino acids)
Source: RefSeq, a predicted model, not a curated record
AUGCCACAUCCCUACCAUCCAACCAAUCCUUUACAAAGCUACAUGCCCCAUCCCGAUCAUCCAACCAAUCCUUUACUAAGCUACUUGCCCCAUCCCUACCAUCCAGCCAAUCCUUUACCAAGCUACAUGCCCCAUCCCUACCAUCCAACCACUCCUUUACCAAACUACAUGCCCCAUCCCUACCAUACAACCACUCCUUUACCAAGCUACAUGCCCCAUCCCUACCAUCCAACCAAUCCUUUACCAAGCUACAUGCCCCAUCCCUACCAUCCAACCAAUCCUUUACCAAGCUACAUGCCCUAUCUCUACCAUCCAACCAAUCCUUUACUAAGCUACAUGCCCCAUCCCUACCAUCCAACCAAUCCUUUACCAAGCUACAUGCCUCAUCCCUACCAUCCAACCAAUCCUUUACCAAGCUACAUGCCCUAUCCCUACCAUCCAACCAAUCCUUUUCAAAGCUACAUGCCCCAUCCCUACCAUCCAACCAAUCCUUUACCAAGCUACAUGCCCCAUCCCUACCAUCCAACCAAUCCUUUACCAAGCUACAUGCCCCAUCCCUACCAUCCAACCAAUCCUUUACCAAGCUACAUGCCCCAUCCCUACCAUCCAACCAAUCCUUUACCAAGCUACAUGCCCCAUCCCUACCAUCCAACCAAUCCUUUACCAAGCUACAUGCCCCAUCCCUACCAUCCAACCAAUCCUUUACCAAGCUACAUGCCUCAUCCCUACCAUCCAACCAAUCCUUUACCAAGCUACAUGCCCCAUCCCUACCAUCCAACCAAUCCUUUACCAAGCUACAUGCCCCAUCCCUACCAUCCAACCAAUCCUUUACCAAGCUACAUGCCUCAUCCCUACCAUCCAACCAAUCAUUUACUAAGCUACAUGCUCCAUCCCUACCAUCCAACCAAUCAUUUACGAAGCUACCUGCCCCAUCCCUACCAUCCAACCAAUCAUUUACUAAGCUCCAUGCCCCAUCCCUACCAUCCAACCAAUCCUUUACCAAGCUACAUGCCCCAUCCCUUCAAUCCAACCAAUCCUUUACAAAGCUACUAUAAAGGGCCUAGCUAUGGGCCUGAAUAUACAUGUGUUUAUUGUUUAUGGUAA